GGCACAUGUGCGCGGUCCCGCGUCCGCUCCGGUGAACCCGCCUUCAGUGGACGCGCCUUCUCCCUGCCCAUCAGCCGGGAUCCCCGCUCUCCUCCUCACACCGCCGGGCCAACACGGGAGCAGCAUCCGGGAAGGAAGAGACGCGCUCACCCUCCUGGGUCAUGGAGAAGGGCGGCCGCUGGCCAAACACCUGAGCGGGAGCGGCUGUCUCCAGCUGCCAGAAUAAGACGCAGCUGAGGCCGGGAGCGGGGCCUCUGCGUUACAUGGAGGGCGUCCAUCACUGAAGAAGCAGCUCUCCGCACACCCCACCAUGCAUCUGCACCAAGUGCUCACCGGAGCCGUCAACCCCGGGGACAACUGCUACUCAGUGGGCAGCGUCAGUGACGUCCCCUUCACGGCCUAUGGAUCCGGCUGUGAUAUUGUUAUACUAUCACAUGACUUUGAGUGUGUUCAGAUUAUUCCUGGUGCUAAACAUGGAAAUAUCCAAGUCAGUUGUGUGGAGUGUUCACAACAGCAAGGCCGGAUUGCUGCUUCUUAUGGAAACACAGUUUGCAUUUUCGAACCACUUGCUACAACUAACUCUUACAAAAGAAAUAGUCAACUUAAAUAUCAGUGGAUUCGGAUGGGUCAGUUUUUCCUCAAUUCUGUGACCUACAAUUUGGCUUGGGACCCUCAAGGUAACAGACUGCUGACAGCCACUAAUUACUUACAAUUAUGGGCACCACCCUCCAGUGAUAUUCUAGAAGAGGAUGAGGAAGAUCUUGACAGAGAUGUCAUGGAGGAUAAAGUUCAGCCUGCCUUGAACGACUGGAACUGUAUCUGGCAAUGCAAAACUGCAGUGCCCGUACUUUUGAUGAAAUGGUCCCCGGAUGGCGAAUACUUUGCAACUGCAGGAAAGGAGGACUGUCUUCUGAAGGUCUGGUACCCAUUGACAGGGUGGAAAUCCUCUUUUUUACCUCAUGAAGUUCAAGAGAAAAAGGGGAGCCCCAUUGAUGUCAACUUUUCAUUUGUGUACCUAGCCCACCCCCGAGCAGUGAUUGGUUUUUCAUGGAGGAACACAAGCAGGUUUAUGCCCAGGGGAUCUGUGUGCAAUGUGCUACUUACAUCCUGUCAAGAUGGCAUUUGUCGCCUCUGGGCUGAGACACUUUUGCCAGAGGAUAGCCUUCUCGGGGGCCAAAUAGUCAAUUAUGACAGCUCCAGCAGCAGUUUGUCAAAUGCAGGGAAGCGGAAGGACAAGAUUGAACAUGCUCUUGAGACAAUUCAUCACUUGAAACACUUGAGAAGAGGCAGAAGACGCUCUUCUGUUCUGGCUGCUCACACCGAAUUGCUACCAAGUCAGCCAAGCCAGCAGGAAGCCCACAGGCACAUCUCGCAUCACGCUAAUUCUUUGUGUCAUUUUCACAUAGCAGCAAGCAUAAAUCCAAACACUGAUAUUCCUUCUGUUUUGGCUGGAGCAGCUUUUAACCUGGAUGAAGGUUAUGGAGGUUUUGUGGUCCAUUGGCUUAACAACAAGGAAUUGCACUUUACAGCUUCCAUUGAAAUCUUUAUACAGCAUCUGAAAGCCAUUGUGGACCAGCAGACGGAGAAUGCUGAAGAUGAAGAGGAUGCAGAUGGCUUAUUAAUGAAACUAGAUGAUGGGGAGCUGGAGGGUGAAAGGUCUUUGACUGGAUCUCCUGAGCAUGAAGAAGUGGAUAAGGAUUCGAGUACAAAAGCAUCUUCACCUGGUGCUACCCUUCCUCUACCCACUGUGUUAUUAGAGCGGAAAAUUGAAUCCCUCCUCGCAGAGUGGAACAAGAAUGCGGACAUGCUCUUCACUAUUCACCCUGUGGAUGGUACUUUUCUACUGUGGCAUGUUAACUAUUUGGAUGAAUACAAUCAUGGAAUCUUCAGACAAGUUCAGAUAGCCUUCUCUUCUCGGAUACCAGUUGCUUUUCCAUCAGGAGAUGCUAGCUCGCUAAGCAAAAACAUAAUGAUGUAUGCGUGUACUACCUCCUCCAAGGAAGAUGCUUCUGCCCUUCUGCAGCAAGCGAUGAUGGCAAGUGACCUAUCUGUAAAUCCUUUGAAUGCGCUUCCAAAUGGAACCAGUAUGGCGCCAACGGUCCUGAUGGUUUCCAAACAUAUUGAUGGGUCAUUGAAUCAAUGGGCUGUGACCUUUGCAAAUAAGUCUGCCUUUUCUUCAGUGCUCACAGUGUCACACAAGUUUCGCUAUUGCGGCCACCGAUUCCACUUGAAUGAUUUGGCCUGCCAUUCUGUACUCCCUUUGCUGUUGACGUCCUCUCACCAUAAUGUGCUGGUGACUCCAGACUCUGAGUGCAAUCCAUGGGAGACAGAACAAGUAGUGGAUCCUGCGAGGAAUUUAAAAGGGUUCCCCAAGCAACAUUUUAGAAACGCAGCUACUCAGACGUUUCAUGACCCAAAUGCAAUUUACAGUGAACUUAUAUUAUGGCGAGUUGAUCCAAUUGGGCCCUUAUCAUACAGUGGGGGAGUUUCUGAACUGGCCCGCAUUAACUCUCUUCGUACUUCUGCCUUUUGUAAUGUGGCAUGGCUUCCAACACUUAUACCAAGUUAUUGUUUAGGCACGUAUUGUAAUUCUGCCAGUGCCUGCUUUGUGGCCUCUGAUGGGACAAGCCUGAGGCUGUAUCAGGCAGUAGUCGAUGCACGAAAGUUACUUGAUGAACUCUCAGACCCUGAAUCAUCUAAAUUAAUCGGUGAAGUGUUUAACAUUGUCAGCCAGCAGUCUACAGCACGCCCUGGCUGCAUCAUUGAGCUUGAUGCAAUAACUAGCAAGUGUGGCUCACGGACUCAGCUACUUCACGUGUUCCAAGAAGACUUCAUUUUGGGAUACAAGCAACACAAAGAUGAAAUAAAAGCAAAGGAACCUGAGGUUUUCUUUCAGCCGUCGCAAGGUUACCGACCACCUCCCUUUUCUGAAAAAUUUUUCCUCGUUGUGAUUGAAAAAGAUAGUAAAAACCAUUCGGUUCUAAAUAUGUGGCAUCUUCAUUUGAAGUCAGUGCAAGCAUGUGUUGCAAAGCCUGCAGACCCAACUCCGUCAGAAAACUUUCUAACAAUUCCUGGGCAAGUCGUGGUUGAGUCUUCUCCAGAAACAUCUCCUGGCACAAGCCCCAUGACCCGCUCUGCAUCAAUUGCUAAUCUUCAGACAGCCAGUAAAUUGAUUCUGAGCUCCAAACUAGUAUACAGCCAACCACUGGACAUCCCAGAUGGUGUAGAAGUAAUAAGAGCGACGCCUUCGGCAGGCCAUCUUAGUUCUUCAUCUAUUUACCCAGUGUGCCUUGCACCAUACCUAGUGGUAACUACAUGCUCUGACAACAAAGUGCGAUUCUGGAGGUGCAGUGUGCAAACCAUGCAAGAUCUGGACGGAAGUGAAGACCAGCAUAGCUAUUACUGGAAGGAAUGGUCUUUAAUGAAUGAAGGACGGGAUGAGAGUAGUAGUUCAGUGAGUGUAGCAGGAAAACCAGUUGCAGUAAGUUGUUCCUACACUGGAAGACUUGCGGUGGCAUAUAAGCAGGCCAUUCAGCAUAAUGGCUUUGUCUCCAAAGAAUUUUCUAUGCACGUAUGUCUCUUUGAAUGUGAAUCCACUGGUGGAUCAGAAUGGGUUUUAGAACAAACUAUACAUCUGGAUGACUUAAUUAGAGUUGGCACCAUGCUUGACGCUCAUGUGAGCGUGGAUAGUAAUUUAUUUGUAUACUCUAAAUCUGAUGUGUUUCUUAAUAGAGACAAGCAUCUCAUGCCGAACAUUAAACAUUUGGUGCAUUUGGACUGGGUAUCAAAAGAAGAUGGCUCACAUAUACUUACUGUUGGAGUUGGGUCCAAUAUUUUUAUGUAUGGACGAUUAUCGGGCAUUGUUACUGAUCAGACCAAUAGCAAGGAUGGCAUUGCUGUCAUCACUUUACCACUAGGUGGUAGUAUAAAACAGGGCAUAAAAUCCAAAUGGGUCCUGCUGCGAUCAAUUGAUCUGGUAUCGUCAGUUGAUGGUACUCCUUCACUACCAGUAUCUUUGUCUUGGGUUAGAGAUGGCAUAUUAGUAGUUGGGAUGGAUUGUGAAAUGCAUGUCUAUGCUCAGUGGAAACAUAAUGUGAAGUUAGGUGACGCUGACAACUCGGCCUCUGAAGGUAAUACAGAACCGUCAGAACAAAUGCAUACUAUUUCUAAGAAAACCAGCGUCAUUGAUGGAGCAGCUAUUGUCGAUGACGUCUUUGGCAGCCCAACUGUUAUUCAAGAUGGUGGCCUUUUUGAGGCUGCCCACGUACUUUCUCCAACUCUUCCUCAGUAUCACCCAACUCAGCUGCUUGAACUCAUGGACUUGGGAAAAGUUAGACGAGCAAAAGCCAUCCUUUCACAUUUAGUUAAGUGUAUUGCAGGGGAGGUUGCAGUUGUAAAGGAUUUAGAUACUGGAGAUGAGGCUGCUCCAAAACGCCACCUCUCACGGACUAUAAGCGUAAGUGGCAGCACAGCCAAGGACAUGAUAAUCACUGGAAAGGAUGGUACUCGGGAAUAUACGGAGAUUGACUCCAUUCCUCCACUACCACUUUAUGCACUGCUGUCUGCCGAUCAAGAUGCAGCGUACACUGCGCCGGAAGAAUCUGUGACAAAAUCCCAAACCUCAAAACGUAGCUUUGAUAAAAAAACAGAUGACCAGUAUUCUGAUUUGUUCCAAGUACAAAAUGUGACCACAGACGAUUUUAUAGGCUUUGAAACUGAAAAAAGAGAAAGCAGAUCCAAAGUUAUCAAUCUCUCUCAGUACGGGCCUACCUACUUUGGCCGUGAACACGCCAGUGUACUUUCAAGCCAUCUUAUGCAUUCCAGUUUACCUGGCCUGACCCGGUUAGAACAGAUGUUUCUAGUGGCUCUAGCGGGCACAGUGGCAACAACCAGCACGGAGCUCGGGGAAAGCAGAGAUAACAGCUACACAGGAGGAGAUAACCUUGAUGAAUGUGGCUUGAGGUACUUGUUGGCUAUGAGGUUGCACACAUGUCUAUUAACAUCCCUUCCUCCGUUGUAUCGUCUUCAGCUACUCCACCAAGGGUUGUCCACGUGUCAUUUUGCAUGGGCCUUUCACUCAGAGGCUGAGGAAGAAUUAAUCAACAUGGCCCCAGCGAUUCAGAGGGGCGAUCCACAGUGGUCUGAACUGAGAGCAAUGGGCAUUGGUUGGUGGGUGCGGAACAUAAACACUCUCCGCAGAUGCAUAGAAAAGGUUGCUAAAGCGUCAUUUCAGAGAAACAGUGAUCCCUUAGAUGCUGCAAUUUUCUACCUAGCAAUGAAGAAGAAGGCAGUUCUCUGGGGUUUAUUCAGAUCACAGCACGAUGAGAAAAUGACAACAUUCUUCAGCCAUAAUUUUAAGGAGGAUCGAUGGAGAAAAGCAGCCCUAAAGAAUGCAUUCUCCUUGCUUGGCAAGCAGCGCUUUGAGCAGUCUGCAGCUUUCUUUUUACUGGCUGGUUCAUUGAAGGAUGCUAUUGAGGUCUGUCUGGAAAAAAUGGAAGACAUUCAACUGGCAUUGGUUAUUGCUCGGUUGUACGAGUCAGAAUUUGACACCUAUUCUACAUAUGAGUCUCUCCUCUACGAAAGAGUAUUGGGAUGUCAGAAAGACGGGACAGGGUUCUGCUGUUCAAAGCUGCAUCCUGACCCUUUCCUUCGGAGUAUUGCCUACUGGAUAAUAAAGGACUACACCAAAGCAUUGGAUACUUUAUUAGAACAAACUCCAAAGGAAGAUGAUGAAAUCCCUGUUCUAGUCAAGUCGUGCAACCCUGUGGUGUUUAGUUUUUACAACUUUCUUCGCACUCACCCUCUUCUGAUCCGCCGUCGUGUCACUGUUCCAGAAGCCACUCUUGCUACUGUUAGUUCAAAAACAGAUAAAAACCACAUGGAUGAAAUAAAUCUUAUAGAAAGGAAAUUAUUUUUUACCACCGCAAAUGCUCACUUCAAAGUAGGAUGUCCAGUUCUUGCUUUAGAAGUUUUGUCUAAGAUUCCCAAGCUUAGCAAGUCAAUGUUUAAUAAUGAAGAUCUCCUAAGUGUGGGAUCUGUUGGGCCGGACAGUUUCCAUUCUAUAGGAAAAAGUCACUUGGAGGAAGGGAGUGAGUCUGACUGGUUCUCCCUGGCACCAUCAUCAGCCAAACCAUCAAUGUUUGAAGACUCUGUAAAUAAUUUUGACUGGGGCUCUCCUCUUAUUAAAAUUGAGGAUGAGCCACUUCAGCUGGAUUGGGAAGAGAAUAAGGAGAGUGACACAGGGGAUGAUGAUGGUUUGGUGUUAAAAAGUUUAAAUCUGGAGCAAAAAGAUCAAAGCCUAAAAGAUGUCAGUUCUGAAACACCAACCAUAGACAACUCCGUGCCAGCCGGGAAUGAAGUUGACGUCAUUGCAGAACAGCUUAAAUUCAGAGCUUGCUUGAAGAUUCUUAUGACGGAACUGAGGACUUUGGCCACAGGGCAUGAAGUAGAUGGUGGAAAACUGAGGUUCCAGCUGUAUAACUGGCUGGAAAAAGAGAUAGCUGCCAUGCACAAAAUAUUCAACCAUGAAACUGAAAGCAAAGACUUCACAAUUGAAACUCCUCCGCCCGUGGAUAUGUUGGACGGCCAUGAAUUUCCAGAUAAAUCAGAUAUAGGAUCCUAUGAACGGCAUCAAAUUGAACGCCGCAGGUUACAAGCGAAGCGGGAGCAUGCUGAAAAACGCAAAUGGUGGUUGCAAAAGAACCAAGCUCUUCUCCGAGUGUUCCUGAGCUACUGCAGUUUGCAUGGUGCUCAGGGUGGUGGCUUGGCCUCUGUAAGGAUGGAGCUGAAGUUUUUAUUACAAGAGUCUCAGCAGGAAACAACAGUCAAGCAACUUCAGUCUCCACUUCCCCUGCCUACAACACUUCCAUUACUGUCUGCAAGCAUUGCUGUUACGAAGACCGUGAUUGCUAAUCCUGUGCUUUACCUUAAUAAUCACAUCCAUGACAUUCUCUAUACCAUUGUUCAGAUGAAGAAUCCUCCACACCCAGGCAACCAGGAUCCAAAGGUAUACACCCUUCAUUUGUUGGCAGCCUCACUUUCUGCAUCCAUCUACCAAGCACUGUGUGACAGCCACAGCUACAGCAGUCAAACAGAUGCAAAUCAUUUCACAGGAAUGGUUUACCAAGGCCUCCUCCUGAGUGAACGUAGGAGACUUCGGACGGAAAGUAUUGAAGAACACGUGACUCCAAAUUCACCACCUGCCACAUGGCCAGGCGUUAGCUCUCUAAUAAAUCUACUAAAUACGGCUCAGGAUGAGGACCAGCCUAAACUCAAUGUGCUGCUGUGUGAAGCAGUUGUAGCAGUCUACGUGAGCCUGCUGAUUCACGCCCUGGCCACUGACUCUAGCACUGAACUGUUCCGUCUUGCUGCUCAUCCCCUGAACAACCGGAUGUGGGCAGCAGUUUUUGGAGGUGGCGUAAAGCUUGUAGUAAAACCAAGAAAACCGCCAGAGAGCAUUCCAGGUAGAACCAAGAGCUUUGAUCUGCAAAAACCACAAUGUGCUCUGCUAUUGCCAAAUGAGGAGCAACCUACAGCAGAAUCUUCUAUAUCUAACACUAAAAACCUUGCUCCUGUCAUUGAUAGAGGGCAGGAGUCGGCAGUGUGUGCGAUUCCUGCUCUGUCUGAAGAAAUAGACAAGCAUCGCCGGCGCUUCAAUAUGAGAAUGCUGGUGCCUGGAAGACCAGUAAAGGAUGUUGCUGCCCCACCACCAGUCCCUGCUGAGAGACCAACCUACAAAGAGAAGUUUAUUCCCCCAGAGCUAAGCAUGUGGGACUAUUUUGUGGCCAAACCCUUCCUUCCUCUGUCGGACAGUGGGGUCAUUUAUGACUCGGAUGAAAGCAUUCCAAGCGAUGAAGAUGAGGAUGAUGAGGAUGCAUUCCUUUCUGAUACACAAAUACAAGAGCAUAUAAAUUCCAGUUCUUACAGCUGGACACUCAUCCGUUUGGCAUUGGUAAAACUUGCGAUCCAAAAUCUUAAGAAUUUUUUCCCGAUUGCUGGACUAGAACUCACAGAUCUUCCGGUAACAUCUCCACUUGGCAUUGGAGUUGUCAAAAACCUAGAAAACUGGGAGCAAAUUCUUCAUGAAACAAUGGACCAGUUUGGGGGCCCACCACCAAAUUAUAUUAACACUAUUCCUAGUGAACUGACCGUAGGGACUGGACCUGCCAUUCUGCGUCACAAGGCAAUGCUGGAUCCUGAAAAUACACCAUUCAAAUCCAAAGAUUACACCGCCCUUCCUGUCAAGCGCCUGUGGCAUUACCUUGUGAAGCAAGAACUUCUCCAGGAAACGUUUAUUAGAUACAUCUUUACCAAGAAAAGAAAACAGAGUGAGUCUGUAGAAGACAGUGCGGAGCGUUUCAGAGUAGACUCCAUAGCAGAUCUUCAGAAAAACCAGGUUGAAGCUGAUCUUGGUUAUCCAGGUGGGAAAGCAAAAAUAAUUCACAAGGAGUCUGAUAUAAUAAUGGCUUUUGCGAUUAAUAAGGCUAAUAGCAAUGAAAUUGUUCUAGCUUCUACACAUGAUGUGCAAGAGCUGGACGUGUCAAGCCUUUUGGCUGCUCAGCCUUAUAUAUGGAUUGGAGAGGAAUAUGACAGAGAAUCUAAAAGUUCUGAUGACCUUGAUUUCAGAGGGUCUACUACAGCCAUUCACCAGUCAGGUGUGGCUCCCUUUCACCUGGGACAGAUACAGUCGUCUUCAUCCAUGCCAUGGCUGGGGAGUGGCCAGACGAGCACUGGAGCUGGCAUUCUGAUAAAAAGGAAUCUAAAUAAUGUUAAAAGAAUGGCGUCACACCCAGUCCACCAGUGCUAUCUUACUGGAGCUCAGGAUGGCAGCGUCCGUAUGUUUGAGUGGAGUCGGCCUCAACAGCUUAUUUGUUUCCGCCAAGCUGGAAAUGCCCGGGUUACAAGAUUGUACUUUAAUUCCCAGGGCAAUAAGUGUGGUGUUGCUGAUGGAGAAGGAUUCUUGAGCAUUUGGCAAGUUAAUCAGACAGUUUCCAAUCCAAAACCUUAUUUGAGUUGGCAGUGUCAUACUAAAACCACAAGUGACUUUGCAUUUAUUACCUCGUCAAGCUUGAUUGCUACAUCAGGACAAUCCAAUGAUAAUAGAAAUGUUUGUCUCUGGGACACAUUGAUAUCACCAAGUAACAGUCUUGUUCAUGCUUUCAACUGCCAUGAUAAUGGUGCCACAGUUCUCCAAUAUGCUCCAAAACAACAGCUCUUGAUUACUGGUGGCCGGAAAGGAUACGUCUGUAUCUUUGACAUUAGACAAAGGCAAAUUCUUCAUACCUUCCAGGCCCACGACUCUGCAGUGAAGGCUCUUGCCAUGGAUAGUUCUGAAGAAUGUUUUGUCACUGGCUCAGCAGAAGGAAAUAUGAAGGUAUGGAAGUUAACAGGCUAUGGUCUAAUUCAUUCUUUUAAGAACGAGCAUGCAAAGCAGUCGAUAUUUCGGAAUAUUGGUGCGGGUGUCAUGCAGAUUGAAGUGGGAGAGAAAAAGCGUAUCUUCUCCUGUGGAGCAGAUGGCACGCUGAAAAUGAGGAUGUUGCCUACUGCCUUGAGGACCCAGGCGGGCAUUUUCGAUAUUCUCUAGAGACUUCAACUUUUAGGCUUUGUCUCCACCUCCAGAUGUUGAUCCACAGAUGCAAAAUGUGUAGGAAGAUUUAGAAACUGGGGAGUUAGAAGCUGCUUAGGAAAGAUACAUCAAAGGGUAUUCACAUUAGAGCCAGGUUUUAUGCUGCUGAACCAAGUGGAUAUGCAUGCCUGCCAUAUAGAUCUGUCAAACUGAACACAUGAAGGUUUUCCUGGUGAGCCUAGGGCACGUGUGGAAGUAUCGCUGAACAUUUUAGCAUCAUUCUGACUUCUCGUGGGAUGCUAUAAUUUAGUUUUGAGGUAGAUGAGAACACCAUAAAUUGCUAUAAAAUCUUUACGGAGAUUGAUUUUAAGAGGGAUGAGCAAAGAACCAAAAGGGAUGCAGUGGUCUUUGUAGUUUACAUGAUUUUAGUCAUACAUGCCUGCAAGCAUGUAGCCACUCUACAGUGCAGGCAAAGUACAUGUACACAAACAGUAGGCAGAGCAGAGUCCACCAAAAAGGAAGUCAUUCACUUUGUCCCUGUGGUCACUUUAGAAAGAAAAAUGCUGAAUUUCUUUCCUUUGUUAACUUUUUAAACUGUUUACACAUAUUCCAGACAUUUCCUACCAGACUCUUGUACUUUACAGAAAGCAUGUAUGUGUUUUCCUUAAGUCUUACAUUCUACAUGAAGGUAAUGUAUUUGCUCACCGUCACUUUCAGAUACAACAACCAAGACAACUAGUAAUGACAUUUACGGAAAAAUCAUUCAUAGCUGCCGAAAGGCCCUCAAUCUGUUUUUGAGUGGGUACUCAUUGUUAUCCUUGGUUGGGUAUCUUUUAAUGUUUUGUAUUUUAUUUAUUAAACCUUGUAAUUUGCACAUAAUUUAACUGCUGUUUACCAUAUUCCCUUCCUUGCACAUUACCACGUGUCCGUAGGAAUUGUUGGCUUUAAGUCGUUCUCAUUCAUUGAAACCUAUGUGUUGGUUGUAGUGAACAUGACCAUACUUCUCUGCAUUCAUGCUUAGUCUUUAUUUUUUUCUGCAUUUUUGGAGUUUGUGCACAUAAGUGAUCACACUCGGCUUUAUGCCUAUCCAUCUGGCAGCAUGCAGAACCCACCACAAUCUUGUGAGCACUGCUCUGAUAGAUUUCACAGCAACACAUUUUACAAUGAAUGUCAGGCUUCCUGUGGCCAGAUAGUGACUAGUGGAAAGCGAUAUAAAUUAAAUUAUUACACAGCAUAUGUAUAACUAUGCAGAGUUGAAUAUUGUCGGCUUGUAAAAUACUAAGCAGUGUUGUGUGAUGUACUUUCUCUGUUGUAAUAAGCUACCCCGAACUUACUGUCUGUGUGUACUUUCCUGUCAUCCUCCAAGUUGUCUUAUUAUUUUUACUGCAAUGUGUGUGUGGUACUAUAAAAUAUAAUGACAUGUCAAUCACCUUUCUCUUAUAACUUUGCCUUCCUCGAAGACUAUUUAAAGGUAUACAGUAUGUAUAGAAAGGAAAGAGUCAUUGUUAGUCUACUUUAAUAAAUUAAAUAAACCCCUUUUAUUUCAUGGAAACAUAGUCUGUGACUUACUGCUGAGAUAAUUGUACACAUUUACUUAAAAGAACACUAAAUACUGAAAAUGGACAAAAAUGGCACAGACCCUCCCCCUUCAUCUAUUCCU
Messenger RNA from Bufo gargarizans (Asiatic toad), 11225 nucleotides. RefSeq names its product Dmx like 2 (gene DMXL2). The record is from RefSeq and is a predicted model, not a curated record. Gene Ontology annotation, cellular component: RAVE complex. Lineage: Eukaryota; Metazoa; Chordata; Amphibia; Anura; Bufonidae. Gene Ontology annotation, molecular function: protein binding. Gene Ontology annotation, biological process: vacuolar acidification.